Molecule: messenger RNA, 477 nt
Organism: Cicer arietinum (chickpea)
Lineage: Eukaryota; Viridiplantae; Streptophyta; Magnoliopsida; Fabales; Fabaceae
Molecular function (GO): nucleic acid binding; RNA-DNA hybrid ribonuclease activity
Source: RefSeq, a predicted model, not a curated record
AUGUUAGAAUGUACUUGUUGUGCCUUAGCAUAUGCGUCCCAUCGCUUGAGGCAAUACAUGUUUUGCCAUACGACUUACUUGAUAUCCAAAAUGGAUCUGAAAGCCAUCAAAGUGAGUGGCUUAGCAGAUUAUCUAGCUAAUCAACCUGUGGAUGAUUAUAAGUCAAUGCAAUGCGAAUUUCCAAAUGAAAGCGUCAUGGUUUUGUCUAAAGAAUGCGAUGAUGGAAAAUGGACCUUGUUGUUUGACGGGGCCUCAAACAUAAUGGGGCAUUGGAUUGAGGUUGUCUUAAUAUUUCCCGAAAAACAGUUCAUACCUAUCACAAUGAGCUUGUGCUUUGAUUGUACCAAUAAUAUGGCAGAAUAUGAAACUUGUGCCAUGGGAAUUUUGACGGCUUUGGAAUCAAAAGCGAAAGUUCUGGAAGUAUAUGGAGAUUCAGCCCUAGUCAUUAAUCAGCUUAACCAAGAAUGGGAAACUUGA